Cylas formicarius (sweet potato weevil) is the source of this 2014-nucleotide messenger RNA. RefSeq names its product histone deacetylase 11 (gene HDAC11). The record is from RefSeq and is a predicted model, not a curated record. Gene Ontology annotation, molecular function: histone deacetylase activity. NCBI's taxonomy places the organism in Eukaryota, Metazoa, Arthropoda, Insecta, Coleoptera, Brentidae. The transcript is spliced from 8 exons. Bases 247 to 1242 code for a protein of 331 amino acids.
CUGGUGCGCCCGCAAUAACAUGUCAUGGGGCGCGACUUUUAAGGAUUUUUCAUUCAAAUACAAAAAAUAAAAUCACAUCGAAUCGGUGUUCAAAUGGCCAAAAGUCCCUGCAAUGUAUGUGAUUCGCUAUUUGCCCGUAUCGCGUAAUGUCGACCUUUUUCCUGGAAAUAUUGUUUCGACUGCAUCACGUCGACUGGUGAUCGAUAAAUGUUGGCGGGAAAUUUAAGUGUGGUAAACUACUGAAAAAUGUAUUCACUUUACGUCAAUAUCUCGCCAGAACAGUUACCGAUAAUAUACAGGAAAGAGUACAACGUCAAGUUUUUUGGUUUGGAGAGAUUGCAUCCAUUCGACGCGGGAAAAUGGGGCAAUAUUUUCAAGAUGCUCAAUGAUCGGGGAUUAGUAACUAAAAAGACUGUAGUCGUGCCAAACGAAGCGAAGAAAGCUCAUUUACUGAUGGUGCAUAAGAAGAAAUAUUUAAAAAGUUUGAAGUGUAGCUUUACAGUAGCGGGUAUAGCCGAAGUCGCCCCACUAGUAUUAGUGCCUAAUUAUUUUGUGCAAAAGGCCUAUCUACGACCAAUGAGAUAUCAAACAGGUGGAUCAAUAUUAGCGGGAAAAUUGGCUUUGGACAGAGGAUGGGCCAUUAAUAUAGGCGGUGGCUUUCAUCACUGUUCGGCUUCUAAAGGUGGUGGAUUUUGCGUUUACGCCGACAUUACCCUGCUCAUAAAAUUCCUAUUCUAUCAUUUUCCAAAAAAGGUGCAAAAGGUUUUGAUUGUGGAUCUAGACGCUCAUCAAGGCAACGGCUACGAACACGAUUUCAAAGAUAACGAUGACAUCUACAUCAUGGACGUAUACAAUAAAUGGAUUUACCCCAGAGACGUCAACGUCAAGGGAGCAAUCAGGAAAAAUGUGCCGUUAGAUUUUUUUACCGAAGAUGAAGAGUAUCUAAAGUUAAUCAGAAAGAGUCUCGCGGAAGUGUUUGAAGAAUUUAGCCCUCACCUAAUAGUUUACAAUGCAGGAACGGACGUUUUAAAUGGUGACAAGUUGGGCGGCUUGUCGAUUUCGGAAUACGGUAUUUUGAAACGAGACGAAUACGUAUUUCAAGAGGCUACGAUGAGAAGCAUUCCGAUAGUCAUGUUAACCAGCGGAGGCUAUUUGAGAAAAUCCGCCCGUGUUACAGCGAAUUCGAUCAUUAAUCUAUACGACGUUGGUUUAAUAAACGGACCGCAAGAAUAUUUCUUUUAGGAAUUGUAGUAUCGUCCGUUUAUUGUACUCAUGCUGAUUAGAAACACUACACAUUUUGUAGUUUUAGUUAGUUGUUGCCUACUUGGUUCAACAAAUUUAAGAAAGGAACAGCAAUUGGCGUGGCCUCGCACAUUAGGUCAAAUCAACCAGAAAAAUAACCACGGUUUACUUUUGUUGCGUGGUUUUGUAUAAAACUAUUUCAUUUCUGUAUUUUAUUAGUAUUUGGUGGAUGCAUUUUCAGUUCUGACUUAGAAAUUCUGUUAAAUGAAAAGUAAUAAAUUCUUCCGUAUUCAGUGUAGAUUUUCAUAUAUAAAGUUCAUAUACAAAGACUCAAUGUGCUCAAUGUGUACUAAAGCUGCUAGUUUUUGCUUAUAAUAAUUUAACGAUUUUCAUGCGUAAUCCUAGAAGGUAUACUUUUCACAAUUAAUUACAUAUUCGUUUAUAAUAUGCAGCUUAUGAAGAAUCUCUCACACUUAGUUAUGCAAAGAAAUAUUUUUUUUACCAUAAAUAAAUUUGUUGUGAAUGUUGUUGUAAAUGUUGAAAGAUUCAAAAAAAUGUUACUGUUGUAUUUUUUAUACUCUUUAAAAAACUUCUGGAUUUCUCCUGCUUCGAUUUUUGUGCUAACGUUUCGUUAAUCAUUUGUUUCAGUCAAGCUCCCAAGAGUUUAGCAAGGUUAGCAAAUUCGACUCAACAAAAGCCGACGCAGAAGGAAUCCAGAAGUUUGUACAGUAGCCUGUGGAAGUUUCUUUUAAAAAAACAUUGUUCUUUUAUA